This is a messenger RNA of Amphiprion ocellaris (clown anemonefish), 1914 nucleotides long. It is a transcript of the gene zp3d.2, whose product is annotated as zona pellucida glycoprotein 3d tandem duplicate 2. The transcript has 8 exons. Gene Ontology annotation, molecular function: acrosin binding. The coding region runs from base 108 to 1610 and encodes 500 amino acids. Gene Ontology annotation, biological process: egg coat formation; binding of sperm to zona pellucida; positive regulation of acrosome reaction. Gene Ontology annotation, cellular component: extracellular matrix. NCBI's taxonomy places the organism in Eukaryota, Metazoa, Chordata, Actinopteri, Pomacentridae. The record is from RefSeq and is a predicted model, not a curated record.
CUCAGUAUUUCCUGUUCAUCACCACCUGCUGCUAAUUGGGCUCCAGGUAAAGAGAGCAUCGCGAGGCUGGACGCCGCCAACCUGAAACCGAGUUUAAGACGCGUAAGAUGUGUGUGAACAUGCUCUACCUACCGCUGCUGCUCCUCCUGCCGCUGCUGCCCUCCACUGAGGGCCGCAGGGCCUCCCAGCCACCUGCCCAGGUGAUGAGGAGACUCCACCGGAGGAACGCGCCGUACCUCGACCUCCCCAUGUUCGUGGACUCCAGGCAGCCGCUGGUGCAGAAGGAGCACUUCUCUCCAGUCAAAGGCACCGGGCAGGAGCCGCUCCCCGGGCCGCUGCGGGAGGUCCUGCUCCCGGCUCGGCCCAGCGCCACCCCGCCCAGCGCUUCGGGUGUUUCCGUGAAGACUUCGUGCGAGCGGAGGAAGAUGAGGGUGCAGGUGGAGAGGGGCGUUCUGGGCAGCGGGGACGUCUCCGGGCUCAAACUGGGGACGUGCAGCGUCACUACAUCGACCAAAGAUCACCUUUAUUUUGAGUAUGACUUUUGCAUGUGUGGAACCAAACGCACGAUAAUUGAUAACCAGGUGGCUUAUACAAACACACUCCGAUAUGACCCACCGAUGCUGCAAGGACCAAUCAGACGAAGUGUGCCUUUUACCCUGCCUGUUGCGUGUUAUUUCAACAGGUACCAAUACUCCUACAAAAUUGGCUACACACCAAAAGUGCAGUUGCGCAAGGUCUUCAAGCAAAUGAUGAACGGAGCAAAGUUCAUUCUGACGCCACGAAAUGCUCAGUGGGAAAGACUCUCUCCAUCAGAUCAGUAUGUCCUGGGGAAACCCAUGUACUUUGAGGCCGAGGCCCUGCCCACGGCCCAUGAUGAAAGGCUGUACGUCCACUCAUGUUACGCCACUCCCGAGAGGUCCCACACCUCCACGCCUCAGUUUCCAGUUGUGACAAACUUUGGAUGUAUGGUAGAAAGCAAGGACAGUCGCUCCAGAUUCAUCCCACACAAAAACAACGUUGUGAGAUUCUCUGUGGACGCCUUCCUGUUCAAGGGAGUGACGGGACAGCUCUACAUGCACUGCACCAUGUCCGUGAGCAGUUCGGUCCCGUCUCCGAUAACCAAGUCCUGCAACUACGACACGAAAGCCAAGAGAUGGGUUGAGCUGUUUGGACCGGACUCUGUGUGCACCUGCUGUGACUCCAACUGUAGCUCUGCUGCAUCCACUGUGACCCAAAUAAUCAGCAGCAAAUCGUGGAAAAUUGAGCCUAAAGCGAAACUCACCACAACAAAGAGGAAGGUGGUUUACAACACUACUACUACUACAACAACAACAACAACAACACAACCAACAGCAGCACAACAACCAGAGACGACCAGAGAGGUGACUAAGCGGAAGCGGAUGUCGACACCUGAAAAGACAGCCGUGACUGUGGUGGGUAAGGCGGAGAACAUGGAGGAGGAGUUGGAGUGGCCGUUUGGAGGUGGAGGGGUGGUGUGGGAGGAGGAGAAAGGUGAGGAGAAGCAGGUGAAGGGUUCCGCUGUUGUGGAGGAGAAGGAGGUCGGAGAACCUCGCAGAAUAUUUGAAGAAAUCUUUGAUUUUGACGAAUAAAGUUGGCACUUGAACGGUGAUAAGUUCAGUCCAGGAGGCUUCAUUGCACAGUACGCUCAAAGCAGGAUUAUAGAACAGUGGUUCCCAAAGUGGAUGCUGCAAGAUGAUUUCCAGGAAUCAAAUAACGUUUUUAAAUGAUUAGAAAUGGUGUUUUUUAUUAAAUCAUAUUGUUUGAAAAGUAGCUUUUGUAGUAAGACCAACCUCCUUUCUAAAUAUAUAUAGAGAAAGCCAUAACUACAUCUUCAUUGCUCACCAAGACUUAAAAACUGCACGUACAGAAUCAGUAGUCAGAUCUGAUUAUACA